Messenger RNA from Lactuca saligna, 324 nucleotides. The record is from the annotation of a GenBank genome assembly. NCBI's taxonomy places the organism in Eukaryota, Viridiplantae, Streptophyta, Magnoliopsida, Asterales, Asteraceae.
AUGAGGAGUCCAAGAAAACAUUCCAUUCCCACAGCAACUUAUAAUGUUCCCAAGCAGCAACCAGGUUCUAAAAUAGUGAGGAGGAGUAGUAUUGAUGUAGGUAAGAACAAUUUGUGCACAAGGAGAGGUUGUGGGAGGAUUGGUAAAGCAAAACAUGGGAUUGAUACUCUAAUUGUAGGUGCUCAAGAAAGUGUGAAUGAUAAUCCUAUUGAAACUACUAAUCAAGAAGUUGUAGUUGCUGAUGAGGGUGAAAAUGUGAUGCAUGAAGAUGAUAUUAAUGUAGAAGUUCCUAAUAUGGGUGAUAUGCAAGAAGGUGUGGUGUAG